AUGUCGCUCUUCGGGUCCGUCGGUGCGGCGGCGACCUCAACCAGCCAAACCAACACCACGGGGGACAUCUCCAAGGAUGUCGCUCUCAAUUCUCCUCCCGAAGACGGUAUCUCUGAUCUCAGCUUUUCUCCCGCUAGCGAACAUCUUGCGGUAGCUUCCUGGGAUAAGAAGGUCCGCAUUUAUGAGAUCAAUGAGCAAGGUCAGAGUGAAGGAAAGGCUCUCUUUGAGCAUGAAGCUCCCGUUUUGAACUGCUGCUGGUCUCCGGAUGGAACCAAAGUGGUUGGGGCUGGUGCCGAUAAAGCUGCGCGCAUGCUUGAUCUUGCGGCCAACGCUACUACUCCCGUGCAGGUCGCUGCCCAUGAUGCCCCAAUUCGAUGCUGUCAAAUGAUUCCCAACCCGGCCGGAAACUCUCCCCUUCUCAUCACCGGUUCGUGGGACAAGACAGUCAAGUACUGGGACCUCCGACAAUCAACCCCCAUCGCCACUGUGGAAUGCCAGGAACGUGUCUACACCAUGGACGUCAAGAGUAAACUACUCGUCGUUGGUACUGCCGACCGCUAUAUCAAUAUCAUCAACCUGGAUAACCCCACCAAAUUCUACAAGACCAUGCAGUCCCCCCUCAAGUGGCAGACGCGGGUAGUCAGCUGCUUCACCGACGCCUCCGGUUUCGCCGUCGGCAGUAUCGAAGGCCGUUGUGCCAUCCAGUACGUUGAAGAGAAGGACUCUGCCUCUAACUUCAGUUUCAAAUGCCACCGUGAGACCCCGGCCGGCCAACGCGACAUUAACAACAUCUACUCCGUCAACAGCAUCUCCUUCCACCCAGUCCACGGCACCUUCAGUACCGCAGGUAGUGACGGUACCUUCCAUUUCUGGGACAAGGACGCCAAACACCGUUUGAAGGGUUACCCCUCCGUCGGAGGAAACAUCUCCAGUACCGCCUUCAACCGUAAUGGUAACAUCUUCGCCUACUCCGUCAGCUAUGACUGGAGUAAGGGUUACUCCGCCAACACCCAGCAACUCCCAAACAAAGUCAUGCUUCAUCCCGUCAGUCCCGAGGAGGUGAAACCCAGACCUGGCACUAGGAAGAGGUGA
Aspergillus wentii DTO 134E9 is the source of this 1092-nucleotide messenger RNA. It is a transcript of the gene sonA, whose product is annotated as putative nuclear pore complex protein (SonA). The coding region runs from base 1 to 1092 and encodes 363 amino acids. Gene Ontology annotation, biological process: transcription-dependent tethering of RNA polymerase II gene DNA at nuclear periphery; RNA export from nucleus. NCBI's taxonomy places the organism in Eukaryota, Fungi, Ascomycota, Eurotiomycetes, Eurotiales, Aspergillaceae. Gene Ontology annotation, molecular function: RNA binding; ubiquitin binding. The record is from RefSeq and is a predicted model, not a curated record. The transcript has 2 exons. Gene Ontology annotation, cellular component: nuclear pore.